Messenger RNA from Macrosiphum euphorbiae (potato aphid), 441 nucleotides. The record is from the annotation of a GenBank genome assembly. NCBI's taxonomy places the organism in Eukaryota, Metazoa, Arthropoda, Insecta, Hemiptera, Aphididae.
AUGCUGAUAUACUGGACAAGAGCUAUUCUCAAAACAGGGAAUCUAAGGUAUACAAUAGAAAAUCUCACAGCCGAACUUUCUUCCGAUCACACCCCUAUAAUUCUUGAGCUACAAGCCCAAGGCACUCAAACCCUACCACCUAAAGCUUUUAAACAUACAGAUUGGACCAAAUUCAAUCUUGAUACCAAAAACAUAAUCUUUGAUCACAAGAAAAUGCAAAUUUCGGAACACGUUGACCAAGCCAUCACUGAACUUACAGCAAAAAUAGCUGACCUCGCAAACAGAAACACCCAUGUUACCAACACAAAAGAUCAAAUCCGCAACCUACCCAUCAACAUCCUAAACGCAAUCCACAAAAAACGCAAACUGAGGAAGAACUGGCAACACACAAGAAACCCAGACGUUAAGACGCUACUAACAGACAACAGCCCUAGUUCAUGA